Dimorphilus gyrociliatus is the source of this 463-nucleotide messenger RNA. NCBI's taxonomy places the organism in Eukaryota, Metazoa, Annelida, Polychaeta, Dinophilidae. The record is from the annotation of a GenBank genome assembly.
CUUUCCGGAAGUCUUACAGCCUUGCAUGCCAAAAAGGUCAAGAUAAAAAAUUUGGUGCUAAAAUCCAAUAGCUUACGUAUUUUGAUUACAAUUCUUUUGAAUAUAUAUUAGAUAAUACUUUAUCAGCCUCUCGAACAUGUCAGAAAAAAGCGAUCAUAUGGAACACACGCCCUCAAGCACUGAGGAUGAUACACUCUCUCUAGCCACUGUAACUGAAAAAUUCAGUCUUUCUCCUACAGUAAUUGGAAUAGAAUUGUUCGUUAGUGACGAUAAAUUUUCGUUUCUACCUGGUCAAUGGAUUGAUACACACAUUCCCAAUGUGCCUGUUAUUGGAGGUUUUUCAAUGACAUCAACUAUUGACCACUACACGAAAACCCGAAAAAUAGGCCUGGCAAUUAAAUACAGCGAACAUCCACCGACGUAUUGGUUUCAUAAUAAGGCUAGUCUGCUUAAAUUAAUAUAG